CUUCUGCACCCUCUAGAAUGCCUGGAUGGUUCAAGAAGACGUGGUAUGGGCUGGCAUCUCUACUCAGCUUCUCCUCCUUCAUCCUGAUCAUCAUUGCCCUGGCAGUGCCCCACUGGCUGAGUGGGAAAAUCCUUUGUCAGACUGGAGUCGACCUGGUCAACGCCACUGAUCACGAGCUGGUCAAAUUCAUCGGGGACAUUUACUAUGGGCUCUUCCGAGGGUGUAAGGUGCGGCAGUGUGGGCUCGGGAGCCGCCAGUCGCGAUUCACAAUCUUCCCACACCUAGUGACGGAGCUGAACGCAGGCCUCCAUGUGACGAUCCUGCUGCUUCUCUUGCUGGCCUUGGCCCUGGCUCUGGUCAGCAUGGGGUUUGCCAUUCUCAACAUGACCCAGGUUCCCUACCAGGCAGUCAACGGCCCUGGGGGCAUCUGCCUGUGGAAUGUCCUCGCAGGUGGAGUGGUGGCAUUAGCCAUCACCAGCUUCAUGGCCGCGGUGAAAUUUCAUGACCUGACGGAGCGCAUCGCCAACUUUCAGGAGCUCUUUCAGUUUGUCGUGGUAGAAGAACAUUACAAAGAGUCCUUUUGGAUCUGCGUGGCCAGUGCCUCAGCCCAUGCAGCCAACUUGCUUGUGGUGGCGAUCAGCCAAAUUCCCCUCCCUGAGAUUAAGACCAAAAUAGAAGAGGCAACAGUCACAGCAGAAGAUAUCUUGUACUAAGAGCCUUCUCCUGUCACACCCUUUUCCAAAUCAGUUCUGGAAGGGGAGUGGAAGCAUCAUUUUUUCUUGCACCCUUCACACUCAGAAAUGUCCAUGUUCCUAGCAGUAAGAAGAAGGAAGUGUGGCCAGAAAAGAACUUUCCCAGAAUCCCUGGCAUCCCUGACUUCUCUCUGUUCACCUGUGCUUGAAGUUGUUCCAUGAUAGUGGAUAGUCCUAGCACAGCCUGCCACCUUUCCCUGUGACCCACAAAUAAACCCUGUGUUCUGGAGAAGAUGUGUUAGACUGGCUCCUAGGACAGGAUGAGAAUGUGCACUGAGGACCUGGAGCUAAACCUCAUCCCAUGGCAGAUAGUGAUCUUACCAGCAUGUUCCUUCCACUAUCCUGCCCCCCAUCCCCCAGCAUAUGUAAGCAUACACUGGAGACUGCCUGGCUAAAGUGUGUACACUUUAUGGCACCUGGCCCAGCCCUAUUGCUCUAUCUGUACCCAGCAGGGAGGGAGCGGGGUCCCUGGCCCAACACACACACACAGGGAGGGCUGCAUGUAGACCACCUCCCUGCAUCAGCUGCAGAG
Molecule: messenger RNA, 1284 nt
Organism: Choloepus didactylus (southern two-toed sloth)
Lineage: Eukaryota; Metazoa; Chordata; Mammalia; Pilosa; Megalonychidae
Gene: CLRN2
Product: clarin 2
Exons: 3
Coding region: 18-713 (231 amino acids)
Source: RefSeq, a predicted model, not a curated record